AUGUAAGGAAAUGAUAGGUAAUCAGAUGACAUGUAGAAAGAUGCUGAAAUUAAAAUGAUUCAAGAAAGAGAACAGAAUGAAGAGCUUUAACAAUUAGAAGACAAAAAGUCUCUCUUUUCCAACACAACCCAAAGAUGGAUAUUAUGGAUAUUAGAUUUAGUAGGAUUAAUUAUUUUUCUUGGGUAUUGCUAUCUCAUUCAAAGUUACCUCUCAACAAUCUAUUUCUUGAUAUUCAUGCUUAUUAUUCAGACCUGGGAAACCAAGUUGUACAAAAUAGGUAUGUUUGAGAAGAGGGAUUCAGAUAAAAAGGUAUUUACUCUGCAUAUUGAAGGUUUACAAAGACCCAAUGGAUUUUCUAGAGAAUUACCCUAAAAUACGAGAAUAGUAAAAGCAGAGGAAAACAAUUGCAGGCGAUAAUCAAAACUUAGAGGAUGAUGUCACAGAAAUAUCUGGAUUGGAUGAAACCGAAAUCAAGUACAAGCCCUUAUAUUGGAUUAUAUUUAAAGACGAAAACUAUGCUAUAUGGAUGUUUCUUCUGAUAUUUUCAGCAUUGACUUUAGUAAUGAAAGGGACUUUUAUAGGAAUAAUUAAAAAUGACCCUUAGCAAGCAGCAAAUAUCAUGACACAAGAGAAUUACGAAGGUAUUGAGAUCUAUUUCGAAAUGCUAAAAAAUAAAAAAUUUGAUAUCUCCACUAAAGAUUACGUUAAAAUAUUUUUACCGAACUCACUUAUAUUUAUAUUUUGCUGUUUUGUGAUGGCUUUAAGGAGAGUCAAGAAAAAGAAAUAUUUAGAAUAAUUUGGAGAACCCAUCAAUAGAUAAAUAUUUUCAUUCUAUUUUAUAAUUAUUUGGCUCUUUUUAGCAAUAAUUCUAAUUAGUAAUUAAUCUAUCAUUGGAUAUAUAUACUUUAUUCUGGAAAUGAUUAUUGGUUUUAGAUUCUUUUAAAAGGAAGCUACGAUAACCUAAUUUGAUAAAAUGGUUUUGAAAAUCCUAAAAUUUACUUUAAUAACCACAUUAUUAAUUGUUUAUUUUGCUGGUACUCCAAUAAUCACCUAAUUUGUGGGUCCGAAUUCAUUUUGGCCUUAAUAUUUUGGUUUAGAUAUUAUGUAUUGGAUGAGGACAGAUUAUUAAUGGAAUGUAAGAUAUUAUUCUGAAAUAGAGUUACGUAUUCAUGGUUGGAGGCUUGAUAUUAUUUGCAUUCUUAUGCAUUGUGACUGAGCAAUUCGCAAAUGAAGAUAGGAAAAUUAUAUUUAAAGAUGCAAUAUCUGAGUGUACUACCCAUUAUGAGAUUUAUCAAUUUAAAAAAUAAAAAUAUAACACCACGAUAAUAGAAGAAAAGGAAGCUCCUAAUUUUUAAGGAUAAUAGAAAGAAGAAGAGGAACAAGAAAUCCAGCUAAAAUAAUAACUUGCUGAUGAAAAUGAAUUAAAAUAAAUGAUGCCUGGGUAACCAGUUAGAAUGUCACAUGUAGAUGAAGGUGAUGAAGAAGAUAAAAAUAAACUUCUAUAUAAAUUAAACACAGCACUAUUUUCAUUAGGAAAUAAAUUCACUAAAUUUAUUGAUCAACCUAUUGUCACUCUUAGACUACUCUAAUUGUUGAUGAUCACCAUUGUUAUUAUGCAAAAAACUUAUGAGUCAUUGUUGUCAGUUAUUUGGAUCAUAAUCACAGGUAUUUUCUCAUUUUUACAAUCAUAGGUUUCACACUACGUUAUAAUAUUAAUUCAAUUACCUCAUUGAUUUUGGCCUUUCCUUCAGUAUUGAUCAACUUUAUUGUAUUCUAUUACUAAUGCAUACCUAAUAUGAAUCGAUCAAACAAUCCUUUUUAGAUAUGUGAUUCUAAUGAUACGGUAUGUAAAAAAAUUGGUUUCUUUUAACUCGAUCAAGAAUACAAAUAAGUUAUUAAUGUAAUUAUUUACAAUAGUUUUCUAGCUCCUUAUUAUGAAUAUUACUAUUUAUACAAUAUUUUUAUUUCUUAGAUAAGUUCAUAAAUAUGAUUAUUAUAAAUCGGUAUUGAUGUCAGUUAAAAAAUCCUAGUUGCAAAUUUAAGAUAAAAAAAAAUAGCUGAAAGUAAUUUAAAGUAUAAUUCAAUUUAGGAUGUAAGCUGGUUAACCUUAACUUUUGCCAUUUUAUUAAAGGCCUCCUAUGUUGUUGCUUUAAUCAUUGUUUACUGGAUAGGAUUCUUUGAUGUCAACCUUAUCCAAGGUGUGUUAGUAGUGUUUCUAAUGAUUUUUAUUAUUAACGAUUCCACACUCUGUAUUUACAAGUAGAAAAAUGAAAAGAAUGAAGUUAGGGAAUAUGUUGUUCCAUUCUCAUUUAAAUAUUGGAUUGUAUUUUUAAUCUACAUUUGUAUCAUCACUACUUUGAGAUAUGUAUACAUUUUAUUCUUUAUGGGAUAAACGAAUAUUAAUGAAGAAAAACAAUGGAUUAUAAGUUUGAUUGGAAUAAAUAAUUAAGAAAAUUAUGACAUUCUAUUUUGGGUCCUAUUUUAUUUUGCGGCUCUUCAAUACGAUUCAUAUAGAUCCAAGAUAUACCUUAAAUAUUCAAAUUAAAUAGUUGAUAUAUUCCUAGCAAAGAUCAGUAAUAAGUAAAAAUAAACAAAAAUAAGAACUACAAUAGAAACUCUCUAUUUGCUAUUUAUGAAAACUAUUAUUUGGAUUACAUUCACACUCAACAUUUGCUUUAUCAUUUUUACACCGUUUUCUUUUGUAAAUCUGGGAUUAUUUGUAUUUAUAGGUGGACUCUUCUUCUAUUAUACAUUUCAAUUCAUAAGAGACAAAGUAAACUACAAUUCCAUGUCCAGAUUUUGGUACUUAUAUUUGUAUUCACUUGUUAUGGCAUUUAUAAUUAGAUAUAUAUUUUAAUUCAUUUGUUUGCCUAGUUACAGUUAAAUUACCGCAUCUAGUCUAGAAAACCUAUAUAACAAUUUAUAACUAAAAUAUCAAUAAUAUGGAUUCUACUAAUAUGAUUAGAGUAGACUAAGAAUUGAGUACUUGCCUGAUAUGAUUGCGAUAUUCUUUGGAGCUAUUUCUUUGAACACCUAUCAAUUUUUUAAGGAAGCCUAAAAGAAUAAGUUAAAAUUGGCAUCUAUGACAAAUCAAGUUCCAAACACAAUAGAAAAACCGCUGUUAUCAGCAGAUUCAUUAUUAGAGCAGUCAGGUAGCAGUGAUGUUGCGAUUACUGAUAAAAUUGAGAAGCAAUAAUAGAAAGAUUUAGAGGACUUAGUAAAGAUUAUGAAAAUCAAUAUCUUAGAUGAAUAUAAAUUCCUUCAAAAACCUAUAAUGUUCAUAGCGUAGAUUAAUACAGAUUUGCUGACUUUAUAUGUUGUAUUUUCUGUAGUCUUUUUUGUAUAAUCAAUUGCAUCCUUCAUUAUUUUAGUAUUGUAUUUGAGUUAUUUUGUAACUGUUCAUAAUGCAUUACUCGAUAAUGUAGAAGAAAAAAAUUUGCUGGCAAGACUGAAAUAAAGUAUGUAUUCAUAUUAAUUGUUUAGAAAUUGUAAGUUUGAAAAAAAAAUAUGUUGAUUACAGUGCUAAAUCCACAGAUCAAAAUGACAAUGAGGAUGAAAUAAAUCUAGUCUAGGCUACAAAUCUUAUCACAAUGACUAGAAUGAGAAUUCGUAUUGAGAAAAAGGUUUCAAUUUGGAAAAUCUCGUUUAGUUUUAGUUGCUUUUGUGUAUUUUUGACCUACCUAUCGUAAUAUUUAUCUUUAGUUAUUUAAACUGAUGAUGAAAAUGCAUAGAAAGGAAUUCUUGAUACUUAAUUAGGGUUAUUUAUAUUUGGUACUUUUGCUUAAGAAAUUUCUGGUACAUAAACAUGUUUUUGUGGAUAGUUUGAUCUCAGUAGUAGUUGUUAUGGAUCUCUCAAUACUGGUUCAUCCACUAUUUUUGAUGAGGUAUUAUUCUAUUUAAUACUUGUAUUUGCAAAUGUUGUUGAUGCUGGAUGCACAAUGUUUCUUAAAGAAUAACUAGAAAAGGAAUAGGAAAAUAUCUAAUCUUUUGAACAUUAAUUUUAAGAACAAAAAUAAAAAUCUGAAUCAAAAUAAGUUAUUUCAAGAUCAAUGAUUCAUACUUUGAAAGGUAUUCACAAUCAGGCUGAAGGUGAUAGUCCUAUUAGUUUCAUAUAAGAAUAGUAAGAAAUAGAUGAUUAAAACGAAUUAGAAGAUUUUAAGAAAUAAUAUCCAUUCCUAACUAUUAAUAUUAUUGAUAAAUAUGAUUAACCAUAAGAAUUAAGUUAGGAUGACUUGAAGAAAAUUUAAAUAGCAGCCAAAGACAUUAACUAUUAUAAUAACAGAUCUAGAAUAUUUAAAUUAAACCUAACGACUGCUGGGUUUGUGACAUUGCAAAGAGUCUUCAUACUAAUUUUAUUAUUCAAUACUCUCUUAGCUAAUAAUAUAUUUUCUUUAGUAUAUUUGGGAGUAGCUACCUAUUUAUUUUUGUAAAAAACUGGAGCUUCAAAUAUUAAAAUUUUAAAUACAUUCUCUGUAGUUGCGAUUUGGAUAUAAUACAUAAUGAUAUACUUUUUAAAUUACGAAAUAGAGGAUAAUGAUAAAUUGUUACCAGUCAUGGCUUAGGGUUAUAAUAAAGAUGUGUUCAGUGUAAUUAAAAUGGCUACAGUAUUCUAAAAUUAUCCGUAUUUCAUUCCCUACCUUGGUUUUGAUAAUGGAGCAAUUAUGGAUUGCUCUAAGUUUAACAAUAACUCCAUCCCUAAUAACUCAACCGAGACUACUUUUUUAGAAAGUCAUUAUUGCCUUACUAAUAAUAGUAUUGAAUGGAUCUUUAUCUUAAAUACUCUUGUGCUUUCGCUUAUAUAUUUGUAUUUCCUACUCCUACAACACUUAUCUAAAUUGAUUUUGUCUACAACUAUUAAAAUGGAGUUAGAUUUGCAAUUAACAUAAUCAAUCUUAUAAAAGCUUUACUCAAAGAGUAAAUUUACUAUCUAUCUAAAUUAUUAAACUUGGAAAAAUCGAGUAUAUUCAACCAUGUCAGGCAUAAUAUAAUAAGCAAUUAAAAUUAACCAUAUUGUUUUUAUUUCUAUUAUAAUUUUAUUGGCUUAGUCAAAUAGAAUACUUUUAAACUUUUUUGAGUUUAUUCUGGCUGUAUUGUUUUUAGUUAUUUUUGAAUUUGUGCUAACCACUAACAGAGAAUCAAAUUUAAGAAGGGAAAGCAUUUAUUUUAAAGUUCUAUUCUAUUUAGCUGUAUUUACAAUAUCAAUGUACACAAUCUUGAGAUUGCCAUGGAUUUUAAAUUGGUGUGCUUCCUAAGCAGAGGAAAACUUCACUUAGGAUUCUGAUUUUUAGAAUGAAUUUAUUUGCUUAGAAAUAUUUGAAAUGCGACUUGGAGGAAUGAUCUUUAUAUUAUUCUUCAUUUCCCUUCACUUUGAUUUAAUAAAUUCUGAAUAAUUUAUUGAAUCUUUAAAUAAAUUUAUGAUUUUUGAAUAAUAAUAAGCAAAAAUGAUAUCAAGGGCACUUGCCUAUCAUAAGAAUUUUAAGAAAUUCACUGCCAUUAUUUAAGUAUCAGUGUAAAAAGCAUUAUUUAAAAAAACGUAAGAAAAGGCUUAAGAUAAAUUAAAAAUGUGGCAUGCAAAGUUGCUAGAUAAAACUAAAGAUAAAGUCAUAAUGGCAGAUGAAAUACAAUUAGAAUAUUAACAAUAAUAAAAUUAAUAGUAAUAAUAAUUAGAGAAACACUCAGAGUAAUAAGAGUAAGAGUAAGUGUAAGAAUAAUAACAAUAAUAGUAAUAAUAAUAAUAAUAAUAAUAAUAAUAAUAAUAAUAAUAAUAAUAAUAAUAAUAAUAAUAAUAAUAACAAUAGUAAUUACAAAAAUAAUAAUUUGCUAGUGAAUUGGAAAUACCAAUAAGAAAGGAAAUGGUUAGUUAAUUUGAAGUUGACUAAGAAGAAAGAAAAAGUGCAGAGAUGCCAGAAGAAAAACUAUUAAAAGAUACUCAGUUUUAGGGUUUAACCAAAUCAUAAAAAUCAUGUAUAGAAAUAAUUGCUUUCAUUCAAUCCUUCAAUAAUAAAUUUAAAUUUAUGAGUUUACCCAAUGUUAUGGAUUAUCUACUAUCCUAAAACAUCAUUUUAAAGAGAAGAGUAUAAUUCUCUUUAACUGAUUUCCUUCAAGAAAAUUACAGAUAAUUUGAAGAGGAAUUAUUGUACAUUGACUAAUUUUAUUCUCACUUACACAAGAAAUUAAGAGCCGCUCCAAAUUAAAUGUUAGAUGUCACAACAAUAACAGAUGAGCUAAUCUAGAAAUUAGAAAAAUCCUCAUAUAACAAUUCUAAACUUGGUAGAAAAAUGUAAAAAAUUAUCUCAUCAAUGAAGUUGACCUCAAAAUUAUCAAAGUAAGCAAUGCUUCAGUCUACCUAUUCUAUAUCUCCAUAAAAGCAAUAAUAAGGUUUUGAUGAAGAGAUUAGUUAUGAAAAGUACAUAAAAUCAACUGAUUUGUAUUUUGUAAAGAUAGUAGAUGACAAAUAAUUAAUUGUUGUCGAAAAUACCAAAUACUCAUCAGCUCUUACAAAACUGUCUUUAAGCAUUCUAAUAUUUAGAAUCAUUACAGAAAUUUUUAGCUUAAUAAUUACAUAUUGGAUGCCUUUUUGCUUUUUGCUUAUCAUAUUCUAUUAUUUAGUAGACAGUGGCCUAUUAGGUGGUGUUUUACCAUUUUUGUUAUUUUCAUGGAUCUUGAUUGAUGAAAAGGUUUAAUCAAAAUUAUUUUGGAUAAUUGCAUUCACAAUAUAUUUCUUCAUAUCUUUGUUGGUAUUUGCUUAUUCAUUAAGUGGAGUAGUAGAAAAGUAAUAUCAAAAAAGGAAUUAUGGAAAUAAAAUGGCCUGGUAUUAUCCUCUUUAUAACGGAAAUCAAAGUAUUUCAUAUGAAGUUAUGUUAAUGAUUUUUAUUAUCUUUUAAGUUUAUUUUGCCAAGCAAUAUGGAGUAUAUUAUAAGAGCUUAUUAGAUAUAGAAAAUAUAUUUUAAGGAUAUCUAAGAAUGAAAAUAAAUAAGUUUACAAAAUAUAUUAAGAAAUCUAUUAUUGAGAAAUAAAAUCUGUCUAAAUAAGACGAUCAAGACAAAUUAGUUUUUGAAGAAGAUUUAUAUGAUUUACAAAAUUAACAAGAGGAUAAUAAUUAAUUUUAAUUGAAAGAAAGCAUUGAAAUAGAAAAAAGAAUAAUUGAUGAUCCCAAGAUCUUGAUAUAGGAUUCUUCUAAUUUAUUUGAAAGGAUAUUUUCUUACAAGUUUUCAAGACCUGGUGUUGACUUGUAUCCAAUUACAGCAAGUAUCUAGAUUUUAAUUUUAAUUUACACUCUAAUCUUUUUUACCAAUAUGGUCAAUGAAUCAAUAAAAAUCAAUAACAUUUUGAAAACUAAUUAAAUACCAACAUCUUUAAUAUGGGCAUUGUUAGUUGAAUUCAUAUUGAUGUUUUUUGAAAGAUACAUAACAAUGAAAAGUAAUGCAGAUGUUAUAGAUAGUGACAAUAAAAAGCCAUCUUUUUUUUAGAAAUAUAAACUGUAAUUUUUCUUGAAAUUCCUCUUAUAAUUGUGCACAGUAAUUUUAAUAUAUUGGUUGAUUUUCUUAAAAUUAGGGAAUCCUUGGGGGGAAAAUCCAAUUUAUGAACAUGAUUCUACUUCAGCAGCUUCAUAUUCUAAAUAUAAAUCAAAUGGUUAUAUUGAAUGUUUCUUCAUCUUAUAUUCAGCAUAUUUCACUGUAUCUGCACUACAGUUGAGAUUUGGUUAUAAAAAACUAAAACUUAGAAACACUUUAUUACAGUCCUAUAAUAUGAUAUCAUACGCAAUAGCUUAAACUUAUUAUGCAAUUCCAUUUUUAUUUGAACUCAAAGUACUAAUGGACUGGACAUUCCUUAAAGUAAAAAUGUAUUAAUUUAUUAUAGACUUCCUUAGAUGUGUUUUAAUGGUUUACUUUGGAAGACAUUCAUGGAAUUAUGUAUUUUACAAAAAAUUAAUCUAAGGGUUAUUUAGAAAAACCAUUAGGAAAAAGGAUUUCUGGUUUUUAGAAAUGCACUUGUGGUUGUUGUUUAGUUUUAGUAAUCUUUGCUUGCAUUUUUGGUCCUUUGAUUCUGUUUUCAAGUUUAAAUCCAGCAUCAGAACUGAACCCUGUUAGAGGAGGAGAAUUCUCACUUUCAUUGAUUAACACUAAAACAGCCCUAAAUGUUGUUUUAUAUUAAACUAAUUAAUUAUAUGGAUUAGAAAACACUUUAGAUAGUCAAAAAGAGAUUGAUUUAGCCUUAGAUUAAACUUGUACUAAUUCAAUUAUUAAUAAUGCGCCAAAAUCAGGAGAAUUAUAGCAAUUUUAACUAUUAAACUUUUCAAAUACUAAUUGGGAUAUUUCCUAUCCUUUAUACUAACAAUUACUAGAAUAACUUAAUGAAACAAUAAAUGGAUCGGUAGCUCAUGAAUUUUUCUUUAAUGUAUCAUUUAUCUUUACGAGAGAUUAAUAAAAAAUCAUCCCAACCAAAAAUUACUUUUAAUAUCCUGGAAGCGGAAAUGAAUAUUUAAAAGAUCUUCCAGGUUAGAAUGAAACCUCUUUACCAAAGUCAGUUUUAUAAAAUAUUUCCUCAUUAUUGCAAUGCAAAAAUAGUCCAGAAUCAAAAGAUCCCCUUUAAAUUGAUUUAUAGAACCUCUAUAUUGAAACUGUAUAAUUAUACUCCGCUGAUGGAACGUCUUUCAAAUCUAAACCUAUUUAUCUCAAUGGAGUUGAUAGUGUUGCAAGUGCUUACUUAUCAUUCUUUUGUUCUGGAACUUCUCCUUUGGAUGGAUAAUCUUGGUGGACUCUUGUUUAUAAUGGUAAUGCAUGCUUGUUGGAAACAUGUGGAUAAACCCCGAAAAAAGAUUAGCCUAAUGGUUUGAUUAUGUUUGUUGUCUCGGACACUUUCUCAACUCUAACUCAAGGAUUUAGCAUCAUUACAAUUUAUACAUCAGUUAUCCUACUUAUUGGAUCAUUUAUUCGAUCAUUUUUCUCUGGACAAAUUUGGAUGCUUGAAUUCAAAGGGAUGGUCCAUCCUGAUGAUUUAAUUAUGAUUUGCCAAGCUAUUUCUAUUGCUAGAUCUUAAAAAGAUUUCAAGAGGUAUUAAGUCUAUAAUUAGUUUUAGUGAAAAUAUUUUAUACUUUGAACUGAUUGAUAUUCUUAGAUCCCCUGAAAUAGUUAAGGUUAUGACUGGAACAUGGACUGAAGAACUUAAAAAAAAGGAAAAUGAAAGAGAACAGUAAAUGUAGUUAGAAAAAGAAGAACAAUAAAUUUUACUAUAAUAAUAAGAAAAGUAACAAUAAUAAGCGCAAAAUAAUAAUGGAUAAAAACUAAAAUAAGAUUGA
Molecule: messenger RNA, 9298 nt
Organism: Paramecium octaurelia
Lineage: Eukaryota; Ciliophora; Oligohymenophorea; Peniculida; Parameciidae
Source: the annotation of a GenBank genome assembly